UAGCGAAUAGCGUGAUUUCUCGUGCAUUCUCGAGGAAGCCACAUCGUCGUCAAGUAGAUCCGCCAUAUUGGAUUAGCACUGGCACACAUGGAGGUUUUUUUAUUAAAAAGUGCUAAAGAUGUAGUUUGUUUAUAUUUCGUAGUUGUCUUAAUACUUAAUAUUCAGAAGAGGCAAUACCCAAUAGCGCACUACCUGUAACAACAGCUGCGUGACGAGGCUACGAAGUACGGGACAUUUGAUGAGGAAGACCAAGGUUUGGAUAUGGAAAAGGGAUCGGAAGCAGCAGACGAGAAGACCGCAAACAGCCAGACGAUUCUAUGCCAGUGCAACGACGAAGAUGGCGUAAAAAAGGAACAGCGACAAGGCAGAUCCCCGCGCCUGAAGAAGAGACUUCUGUUGACGGAGUUCAUUAGUUUUAUUGCUAUAGUAUUACCUAUUGUUUUGACAAUUUGGAGAUACGGAGAGUUAGCAGGUUACCCAAGCUACAUUCCGUCUUUGCCACAUCAACAUAUUCAAUACUGGGGAAUAUCGGUCGCCAUUCUCGUUCUGGGAAGUGCUGUGAUAUACUUUCCAAUAAAAUGGCUGACCUUCAAAUUUGCUUUCUUCCACGCCGCAAGAGUAGACCGAGGAUGGCGGCCUUCAAUCGUGAUCUAUCUGUUAGUCUGUGCUUUGCCUUGCCUAGUUGUCAACCUUAUUGGGACCAAGGUCAAGGUAGAGACGCCCAUUGAACUAGACACAAAAACCGCCAUCACAAUACAAAUCGUCGUAUUCAACCUGGUGGUGACAGAGUGGAUGGCAAGACUGAGAGAACGGGAAUUCAAUUUUGACGUCAUCACAGCGAUGGGAAACGACCUUUUCACUGCGUAUGACAUCGUAGAACUGUUUGUUCUGGCACAUGACCCCCUCGUGUUCCAAUCUAAUUGGGUGUAUGUGCUAUUUGCCCUUUCCUUUGUGUCUAUGCUCAAGUUCAUCCCCGUGCCACCAGAAUGCACGUGCGAACGUAUGGACGUUCCCCGAGCAAGAACUUAUAUAUUCUGUAAUCUCCUUCUCCAGGAUGGUCCGUUUCUCGUCGUUAGAAUGACAAUAAUGGUACACUUUGGCAUUAUUCACGAACAAAACUAUGAUAUUAGUGCACAAGACAUGAUCAGCGAUUUAAUCCACCCCAUAAAAAGUUUUACCUACGUCGUCAUGUAUUCCCUGCAGCUGCGGAUGCUUCAGCAUCGUCAGAUUAGUCCCGCAAAACAGGGAAUGACCUUGCAGGGGGAAAGUAAUGGCAUUGGGACAAUCGAAGUGGAGGAAUUAUAGCUAGGGAACUCUAGGGACGUUUGGUUAACAAGACUAUUCUUACAAAGUGGACUUUAUGCAAAAAAAAAAAAAAAAAAAAAAAAAAAAAAAAAAAAAAACGGGAUAUAUGAGUGCAUACUGGAAUCGACCUAACUACACGCAAUAGACCAAACAGACCAAAUAUGCCUACCCGGUAUAUCAGAUCAGCAUCUCACAAAUACUGAAAAUAUUUUUAAGUAGUUAAUUAUUUCAUAAUAUAGCAUGGUGCGUAUUUUACUAAACGUGCAUUGUAACCAUUGUAUGAAAACUAAAGGGUACGAACUACUCAGCAAAGCUGGAUAAUAUACAGACAUCUUCAGGUUUAUAGGGGCCUAUUCAAGGCAGCAAAGCGGACAAAUUGUUGUAAAGCAAAUUACUUACACUUUCACUAAUUACAGAAAACAAUUAAAGCGGAAUCAAAUGAGUAUAAAG
Lingula anatina is the source of this 1755-nucleotide messenger RNA. Its product is annotated as transmembrane protein 236. Lineage: Eukaryota; Metazoa; Brachiopoda; Lingulata; Lingulida; Lingulidae. The record is from RefSeq and is a predicted model, not a curated record.